This is a messenger RNA of Carassius carassius (crucian carp), 2638 nucleotides long. RefSeq names its product MINDY lysine 48 deubiquitinase 3 (gene mindy3). Gene Ontology annotation, biological process: protein K48-linked deubiquitination. The record is from RefSeq and is a predicted model, not a curated record. NCBI's taxonomy places the organism in Eukaryota, Metazoa, Chordata, Actinopteri, Cypriniformes, Cyprinidae. Gene Ontology annotation, molecular function: cysteine-type deubiquitinase activity; K48-linked deubiquitinase activity. The transcript is spliced from 15 exons. The coding region runs from base 537 to 1877 and encodes 446 amino acids.
CACACAAAGUCGAACUUGAGGUAGAAGCACGUAGUAAAUAAACUGAAUGGCUCAUAGAGCACUCUGUUGGUUACCUCAGCAAGCAUUUUUCAUUGAAUUUCUCCGUAUUUACUCUUGUCGAGCGGACUUGACAGUCGUUAACUAACGUUACUCUUAAAACGGGCUGUCUGGUGAAAGAGCUAAACGUUUGUUUUGGACGUUUAAUAACGCAACAAGCAACAAACCGAAUGGUGAGUGAGUUUCUUCAGCGAGGACAUAACGUUACCAGGCCUGUUCAGUUAAACAGACCAAACAGAAAUCUCGAAGGAACUGAAUACCACAUAAGACGUAAAAUAACAUUAAUUUCAGACACAAAGCGAACCUGUAGGUUAAUCGAGCUGUUGCGGUUUGCUGUUACGGGCUGUGUGUUGAAAAGCUAACGUUCAGGACGAGUUCGCUAGCCACGUCGCGUGCACUACAGCGGUUAGCUGUCACUAGGAUCUUCAUUGGUCUCGAUGCAUGGUUUGAGUUAAUAUUGACGAAAAGCAAGAACAGAAAUGUCAGAUACUAAUAAAGAAGUAGUGGAUCUGGUGUGGGGCAGACCCGGUGGCGGAGGAGUGCCUGCAUCCCUCUUCCGCAGGUGGUCACAAGGCUUUGUGUUCAGUGAGACAGAGCGCUCUGCACUGGAGCAGUUUGAAGGUGGACCGUGUGCUGUCAUUGCACCGGUGCAGGCUUUCCUGUUGAAGAACAUGUUGUUUACCACUGAAGGCUCAAACUGGAAAGAUAUCUCAGAGGAAGAGCAGAGGACAGUCUUGUGCUCCACCCUCAGUGAGAUCCUGGAGUCUGCCUGCCUCAAUAAGACACAGGCCUUUCACUUGGCCACUUUGCCUCAUGCUAAAACCACAGACAGCAGUGACAUCACUGACAGCCACCCAGAGCCUGAGUCGAGCCAACCUACUGAAACACAGACUGCUUUGGCUGCUGAGGAGCUUGGCUUUGAGAGGUUUCACAGCGUCAUACAGAAGAGGACUCUCAGGACCGAUGCAGAAUUGAGAGAGGUGGUGUUGUCACUGUACGACACUUGGAAGAACAAAUUCGGGGUUCUGCUAUUUCUGUACUCUGUCAUACUUACAAAGGGAAUUGAGAACAUAAAGAAUGAGAUUGAAGACACCUCUGAACCUCUGAUUGACCCUGUGUACGGCCACGGCAGCCAGAGUCUAAUCAACCUUCUGGUGACAGGUCAUGCUGUGUCUAACGUGUGGGACGGUGAUAGAGAAUGUUCUGGAAUGAAGCUUCAUGGCAUCCAUCAGCAGGCCUCUGUUGGCUUCCUCACACUUAUGGAGUCACUGCGCUAUUGCAAGGUAGGCGCAUUUCUCAAAUCUCCAAAGUUCCCUAUUUGGAUCCUUGGCAGCGAGACUCAUCUCUCAGUAUUCUUCACUAAGGAGAUGGCUUUGGUGGCCCCCGAGUCUCCUUCAGAGCAGGCUAGAAGAGUCUUCCAGACCUUUGACCCGGAAGAUAAUGGGUUCAUUCCAGACACACUGCUUGAAGAUGUUAUGAAAGCGUUGGAUCUUGUCUCUGAGCCAGACUAUGUGAAUCUGAUGAAGAGUAAGCUGGAUCCAGAGAGGUUGGGAAUAAUUCUGUUAGGCCAGUUUCUGCAGGAGUUCUUUCCUGACCAGGAUUCUGUGAUCCCAGACUCAUUUCCUGUGCAUCACUAUAAUGGCCUGAAGCAGUCCAACCACAAUGAGAAGGUGAGUUACGUUGAGGGCACUGCUUUGGUCAUGGGUUUUGAGGACCCCAUGGUACGUACGGACGACACCCCGGUCAAGCGCUGUCUACAGACCAAAUGGCCCUACAUCGAGCUCCUGUGGACAACAGAAAGGUCGCCCUCCCUCAAUUAACCUUUUGUCUCUCACCUUUCACCCAUCAACCUCUGGCUACACAGCCCGCUGACUUCAGGAACGCUCUUAGGACUCCUUGCUCUCUCCGCACUACAUUUAGAAGGCCAACACGAGACCUGAAGUUCAAACGAGAGACGAUGCUCUUCGCCUGACACUCACACAAAGCAUCCUGUUUGCUUUUUACACAGCUCAACUACUUUGAUUAUUGGGCUAAAUUUGUGUUUAAAGCCCCAGGAGUUUUUUUCUUUUUUUUUUUUUUUUUUACUUUCUGUUGUCAUCUUGUGUGAAUACCAAAUGUAUUUGCUUUGCAGGAGUUCAUAUAAUUUUUGUUAACUUUCAACAUGAUUUUGUUUACUGGUCUGAAAUAAGUCUUAAUUUAUGGAAUUGUUAAUAUAUUGUUUUGUUUUUUGGAAGUUUGAUUGUCAGUAGUUGUAAAUAUUUAAGGGAUCAUUUGACCAAAGGUUCUGGUUGGACAUAAAGUAUUUGUGUUUGUCAGUGGUCAGCAUAGGAGCCACUAUAUUGUGCAGCACUCGGCCCUGAGAGGAAGUCUGUUUAAACAGGUUUACUAAAGAAUGCACUACAACCCCAUGCUGGGCACCAAACGACAGUGGAGAAUCGGGCAAUUUUAGUAUUUAAACUUUGAAGUAACAACCCUCCAGGAGGGAUUCCCUGCAUGAGAGAGAAUAAUAACACUGACAAACGCUCACCCUUUAUUUAUUCUGAUCCUAAUGGUUCACUAAAAUAAACACUUUUGUUCAUCA